This is a messenger RNA of Culicoides brevitarsis, 1375 nucleotides long. RefSeq names its product chloride intracellular channel Clic (gene Clic). The record is from RefSeq and is a predicted model, not a curated record. Gene Ontology annotation, biological process: chloride transport. Gene Ontology annotation, molecular function: chloride channel activity. Bases 144 to 911 code for a protein of 255 amino acids. The transcript is spliced from 4 exons. Lineage: Eukaryota; Metazoa; Arthropoda; Insecta; Diptera; Ceratopogonidae. Gene Ontology annotation, cellular component: cytoplasm; apical plasma membrane.
UCCCGUCGAAAGCACACGUCUUUUGCCAUUUCGCGCGCUCCCGUGGAAGUCUGCUCGUGAAAAAACCCGUCGAACGACGAAAAUCCCGCAAGAAAUCAACAAAAAUUCCGGAAAAUACUGAAACAAACGACGACGACACAACAAUGUCUGACGAAGUGAAAGAGAAUGGGACAAGCGAGGUGCCCGAAAUCGAGUUAAUUAUCAAAGCCUCAACCAUCGAUGGACGUCGCAAAGGUGCUUGCCUCUUCUGUCAGGAAUACUUUAUGGACCUCUACUUGCUCGCUGAACUCAAAACGAUCAGUCUGAAAGUCACAACAGUCGAUAUGCAAAAGCCGCCUCCGGAUUUCCGUACCAACUUUGAGGCAGCGCAUCCACCGAUUCUCAUCGACAAUGGCAUCGCCAUCUUGGAAAAUGACAAAAUCGAAAGACACAUCAUGAAAACAGUGCCAGGCGGUUACAAUUUGUUCGUGCAAGACAAGGAGGUAGCAACACUCAUCGAAAAUUUGUACUCAAAAUUGAAGUUGAUGCUGAUGAAGAAGGACGAGCACAAGGAUAGUGCAUUGCUGGCGCAUUUGAAGAAGAUAAAUGAUCAUUUGGAACAAAGAGGCACGCGAUUUUUGACUGGCGACACCAUUUGUUGCUUCGAUUGUGAGCUUAUGCCGCGCCUUCAGCACAUUCGGGUAGCUGGCAAGUACUUUGUGGACUUUGAAAUACCGAAUAGUUACACCGCAUUAUGGCGCUACAUGUACAACAUGUACCAAUUAGACGCCUUUACACAAUCAUGCCCAGCUGAUCAGGACAUCAUUAAUCAUUACAAACUGCAGCAAAUGCUUAAAAUGAAGAAGCACGAAGAAUUGGAAACCCCUACUUUCACAACUUCAAUUCCUAUUGACAUCAACGAUAGCAAUUAGAUCCAAAUCCUUCAAAAAAAGGAACAUUUUUCGUCCUUGUCACGUAUUUUCGUUUAUUUUUGAUAGAUUUUACAACGAUUUCAGAGACAAAUCGUAAGAUAGCCAUUUUAAAAAAGGAAAAACCGAACGAUUGUAACAGAAGAGUACAAAAGAAAAAAAAUUCUGUACUCAUCUCUUAAGAAAAUCUACCAAAAAGUAUUUUUCCAUCGGUUUUUCUGUCAAAUUUUGUUCAUGUUUGCCGCAAAAUCAGGUAUUUUGUAUUCGUAUGAUUAAUAAAAAUAAGCUUAAGAUAGAGAUGGUCCAAUGUAAUUGUAGAAAAAAAGGGAAAUUUUGUAUUUAUAUGCAAAUAUAAAGUUAAAAUGAUACAAGAAAGUUGCCUUUAUUUUAUAAAUAGAAGAAAAAAAUAAUUUUUAACAAUAGUGUCUUAAUUCUCGAUUCAAGUCUGGAUGAAAUUUUGGUAAAAA